UUUCAUGUGGAAAGCUGCCUUACAAAAACAGGUUGCAUUUUCCAUUAUCCCAGAGUUUUUCUAGCCUCAAACAGGCUUUGGUGGAUGCUCCAUAACCUAAACUCCAUUUGCUCUCUAUGGGAUGUGUUUAGGACAUUAUCUUAUUUCUCUUCAGGCGAAAGGAAGGUGUGUCUCCAGUGCACUCAUUUCAAAUAACAAUUUAUGAACUUUGGGAGAUCUGCAGAAACCAGCCUUGUGAAAUGUAUUUUUUUGGACACAGAAGUCUGUCUGCCUUACAGCAUAUACACACCAUGUGAUGUUAAUAUCUGUAAGACAGAACGAACAGUGAGGAGACAAGCUAGUGCAAAAAGCAGACAAAUUGAGAAGAAACUUUUGUUUCCAUCUCGUUCCUUUUCUUCUUGCUUUGUGCUGCUGUUGGAACAAGAAUGGGUCAGCUAUGUGGACGAUGCAUGCAGCUCCUGCGGGACUUCAUAGGCUUUGUUCAGAGGAUGGCCUCUGACUUGGUGCAAGGCAUCAAGGAAUGCUUAACUCUGAUAAGCAAAUGCUCCUGCUUAAAACAGAACAGCUCCAAAAACAGACAGCUGUACAAGCCCAUCCUACAGCCUCAUGAGAGAGUGACAGCACAGGAAUUUCUGCAGCAUAUUGAAAAAGAUUUUGAAAUGUCUCCACUGGGAAAGGACCCUCUGGAAGCCUUGAGGACCUUAUCCUUUUCAGAAAACCCGGGUUUACAGCAGUCAGCUGCCCUCUAUUACUUGCAUAUGAGUCAGCACAUGAACAUCCCCCUGCCUGUGGAGCAUCUGGAACCUUUCUAUGCCUUACUACGUUCUGCUGACCUGGAGGUGCAGCAGAUGUCUUCCUUGUCCCUUGUCAACUUCCUGCUGGAAGGAAAUAUUGACAAAGAAUUAGUUGUCCAAAUGGGUUUACUUGAGCCAAUUCUGGAUCUGCUUGAAUCAGAGGAUCCCACUGUCCAGUGUAAUUCCUGUGCCUGCAUCAUGACUUUGGCUGUUUCGGAGUCCAACCGAGAGGCUAUUGGUGCUGCUAGAGGAGUUACACCCCUGCUGUCUCUUGCCAAGUCCUAUGAUCCCAGAGUCCAACAAAAUGCAGUUGGUGCUAUUCUGAACCUCACACAAUCAGAGAAAAUCCAACAAGUCUUAUGCAAGGAAGGAGCCCUUCCAGUCCUUGCCUUGCUGCUGGAAUCUCCUGACUCAGAAGUCCAGUAUUACAGCUGUGCUGCCCUGAGCAACGUGGCAGCCAGUGUUCAGCACCACAAAGCCUUGCUGAGGCCCAGUGACAGAUUCCUGCUGCGCACACUGAUCUCUCUCCUAUCCUCUUCUGUGGACAAGGUUUCAAGCCAGGCAUGUGUUUGCCUAAGAAAUUUGGCUACCAGUGUGGACAUCCAGGCCGAGAUGGUUGCUGAGAACGUCCUGCCCAAGCUGUGCUCUCUCCUGGCCUCUGGCAGCGAGGACGUGCGUCGUGCCUCCAUUGCCCUGCUCUGGAUACUCUCCCAGCACCCACCCAACCAGGACACUCUGGCAUGUGCUGAGCUACUGCAGAGCCUGGGGACGUUACUGGCAGCACAUAAAACAGACCCUGUGAUUGCUGGACAUACUGCUUGCAUCAUCAAAAACCUGUGCCUUUCCAAAAACAAACAGAGAAUCACUGAGAGCCGCUGUGUCGAAGGUCUCCUCCAGACCAUGCUUUUGACCAACACUCAGGAAGACUCCCUUCGUUACGUGACAUCCUGCCUUGCUGAGCUAGCAAAGCAAGAAGGAGUCAUGUUACACAUGGUCCAGUGGAUGGAUGAACCUUUGACAAACUGCUUGGUGAGACUGGCUGGCCAACGGGAACAUCCUGAGCCAUCCUUUCAUGCUGCCUCCAUCAUCCUGCACAUGAUCGGUCAUGAGAAAAUGACGCUUUUGUGGAAGCAUCACAUUGGAGAGAUUCAAGCCUACCUCAAGAAUUUUCUUACCCACCAAGAGGUCCGUUUUCAGCAGAUGGGCAUCUCCACACUCUGCAGACUACAAGCAGAUCCAGACUUUUCAUUAGCAUUCAGAAAAAGCCAAAUGGCCAAACUCCUUGAGCAAGUCCGUCAGCAAACAGAAGAAACUCAAGAGCUCCUUAGGGCAGCUAUGUGCCGUGAAGACAGUUAAUAUUUAAGCCAAAUGGUUUAUAAUAACUUACCAGAUCCAAGGGCCUGAACUUUCAGAGGAAACAACUCUUUUCCUUGGUUCCUGUAAUUUUCCUGCUACUUGCAGUUUCGUCAUACAAGAGAGAUGUCCCGAUAACAAGAACUGGAGCAGGUCAAAACACAAUUCCUUGCACCCUUUGGCUGGCUGCUUAAGUGUGCUUGAGGACACGGCUACAUGUUGAAAAACACAUGCUAUGCUUGGUUAACCUUCCAUGGUUUUAUGGUUUGCUUUUGGUUUCCUCACCCCCUCCUUCAGAAAAACCAGCACUGUUCAUGCAACAGGCUGUAUGCAGGUCUGCAUUCAUCUUUAUUCUGUUUCUGUUCCAUGUCCUGUAUUUCACAGCACACUCCAAGGACUUUAGAAAAUAACUGAAUCAACCCAUACUAUAAAGGUAGAAAACUACAAACAGGUUACUACAGAAAGUAACUGCUGAGGAACAACUCUCAAAGUACAAGAAAUUUGUGAGAAACAAGAACGGGUGAAGCCUUACAGCUGAUCCUUGUCCACACUAUAGGCACUACUCUCCAACAGAAGAGCAAAGGCAUAUUAAGGCAAGGAAAUGUUGCACAGAGCAAGUACAGAACAGAGCAGGAACCAUGAAUAAUUUGGGUGAGACGUGUUUAAGUACAGAACUGUGUUCUCAAGUGUUAUUUCCAAAGCUACUCGUAACAAGGGAUGAGUGAAAAUAUUUGACAAAAUUAGGAAUUUUUGUUAUAUUUUGAUAUUCAUACUUCAUGUUAAAUGGAGUUAAAGAACAAUAAAAAGGUAGUUGUGUUUAAAUUCAACUUAUUUUCUUACAUAUAUACUUCCUGUGGGCAAGCAGCUGUUCAGCCAUCUCCAGGAAAGCUGGGUUCCAUCAUGUGUAAUGGUUACUUGGGAAGACAGACACUGUAACUUCAAACAUCCCCCCUUUCCUCUUUGUUCCCCCAGCUUUAUAUGCCCACCAUGACAAUGUUAGGUAUGGAAUGUCCCUAUGGUCAGCUGGGGUCACCUGUCCCAGCUGUCCCCUCCCAACUUCUUACGCAAGCCCAGGCAGGUGGGUGGAGUGAGAGGCAGACUCUGCAAGCGCUGAUGAGCAGUAACUAAAACAUCCCUGUGCUACCUGCCUUGUGUUCAGCACAAACCCAAACACGCCCCACUUUGAGCUACUGUGAAGAAAAUUAACUCUACCCCAGCCAAAAGCAGCACAGUGUCUUUUGAGGUGCUUCUGACCAUCUCAUAACUCUUAUGUGCAAGUAGAGCUUUAGAGCUGAUACAAAUGUGGAAUAAAAGUAAGAUUAAAAAAUUAAUUUAUAAAAGUUAUUUGUCAGUUAAAAGCUCAAUGUUCCAUUUUAUUAUGGCUCAAAUCUCAGAACUUAAUUUUGGUGCUUAAGGGAGGCAUUUUUUAUAAUUGUUUCUUUUAGUAUCUGCAAGUUCUUUCCAAUGGUACCGUUUGGGAAAAAAACAAAACAAAACAAUGCCCCUACCUUCAAAAACAAACAAACACCCCCAAAAACAAAACAAAACAAAAAAAAACCAAACAAAAAGCCCCCAAACAAACAAAAAAAAAACAUGUAAAAACAACCAAAACCACACUCAGUGCAGUAAAAAGGCCUAUGAAAGUGCAGGUAGACAGAAACUUUGGAUAAAGCAAUAUGGCAUUUUCAAUAUUCAUCCAUGACAGGAAUCCUGUUUUGAAAUCUCAUGUGACAAACCAUGUGCUCAGCUUUGGACAGGUGAAUUUUCUAAAACAGAGGACUUGGCUGAAUGACACAAUGGGAACAAAAGAAUCUCAAACUGCAAACCACCUCCAAGGCUGAUUUUAGAUCUGUUUCUAAAAAGAAACAGUGCAUUAAGUGAUGAUAUUGAAAUGUGUCCUGUAUCUGUAUUCUUAAUCUCAAACAUUAUUUCAUGGUCUUAGCAAGAAAGCAAAUAAAGUAUUCUUCAUGAGGAAUAAGGAGAUAAUAGACAUGAAGCAAACAGAGCUAGUGGUGAGCAAUGCAGCAGCUGUGAUGUACUGAAAUAACUCACAGCAUCAUCCCUGUGAGCGAGGAUGCUGUGUUGUGGAGAUGGGAGAAUGGAGCUGAGCCUUCCCAGAGCACACAGCUCUCUGCUGGGGAAGGCUGCUGCUCCCAGCCCCCAGAACAGCUGGCUGCACCUGCUACUUCUGCCUCACAGGGUUCCACCCUGCCCCUCAUGGUACAAACAACACAACUAGUUGCAAUAGCAGGCAGAGGAGCUGGCCUUCCUCCCAUACCAUAUUUUAUUGUCAAGAACAACACUCAACAAAAGAGAAACUGUUUCCCCUGCAUUAAGAGACUUAACCAAAAUAUUUAGAAUUUCAAUAUUAAAUCCUUUUAAAAAAUUUUAUACACCUACUUCUACUCUCAAUUCCCUUGGUUUUAUAUUGUAUGUCAGGCCCCUGAAACAGGAAAUUCUUGCUCUCAUUUGAAGCAAAUCUGGAUUGACUGUAAUGACAAACUGUUUUUAAUCCAACCCUGCUAAAAAAAAAAUAAAUCAAAGCAAAAACCAAAGUGAAAGUGAGAAAUAAAGCCAGCCCAUUUUUCCACAAACAGCGAAGCAAAUGUGCUGAAAUCUGCCAAAAAAUAAACUAGAAUGAUUUAUAACCAAUCCUAAAUAGCUCAAGAUCAACACAAUUUAAACCUGAUCCUAAAUGAAUCCUAGAGACUUAAAACUGAAGCUAAAUGUAACUGCCUAAUUCAUUGCUCUCUUUCUUGUUGCAAGUGACUCUGUACUGAUUUUUAGUAAAGAAAUUAGAGAAAAUC
Molecule: messenger RNA, 4954 nt
Organism: Passer montanus (Eurasian tree sparrow)
Lineage: Eukaryota; Metazoa; Chordata; Aves; Passeriformes; Passeridae
Product: vacuolar protein 8-like
Exons: 14
Coding region: 426-2150 (574 amino acids)
Biological process (GO): nucleus-vacuole junction assembly
Molecular function (GO): protein binding; protein-membrane adaptor activity
Source: RefSeq, a predicted model, not a curated record